AUGAAAUAAUAUAUUGAAGUAGGUUAUGCUCUUUCUAAUAGAGUUAAAUGUUAGAAUUGUCUUUAACAGAUAAUUAAAGAUGAAAUCAGAAUAGGCCAUGUUUUAGCUAGACAACCUGGAUUAAAUUUUGACAAGAAAUUAUGGUAUCACUUGAAUUGUCUUAAUUCAAUAAAGGGAGAUAGAAAUUAAGAUUUAGAUAUAGUUAAUAUACAUGGAUUAAAGGAAGAAGAUUAGAAGAAAGUAAAAAAAAAAGUUGAUUAGAUAAAGAAAUCUAGUUACUAAAAAAGUAUAUAAAUAAUAAACAUUUUGUUUUAGAGGAUUAAAAGGAAGUAAAAUAUUUGUCAAAAUAGGAACACCUUUAAAAUUAUGUAAAAAUUUAAAGAGACUUACAUUUAAUUCAAAAAAAAAAAUAAUGUUAAUAAGCUAUGUUUUUUGAAUAAAUAGAUUCGCCUGAUGAAUAAUGGUGA
Messenger RNA from Paramecium pentaurelia, 467 nucleotides. NCBI's taxonomy places the organism in Eukaryota, Ciliophora, Oligohymenophorea, Peniculida, Parameciidae. The record is from the annotation of a GenBank genome assembly.